Molecule: messenger RNA, 537 nt
Organism: Symbiodinium necroappetens
Lineage: Eukaryota; Dinophyceae; Suessiales; Symbiodiniaceae
Source: the annotation of a GenBank genome assembly
AUGGCUCCAACUGCUGAGUCUGCGGAGGAUGGCCCUGAGGACUCCAAAGGGAAGACAAAGUCGAGCUUCUCGAAUCCUACAGUCCUUAAGGCAGCUUUGGACAUUGUGAAACACAAAAAGAAGGAAGCCGUCGAGAAAGAGCAGUACGAUCAGGCGGCACGCUUCCAGCAGAAAAUCAAGCAGCUAGAGGCCCAGUUGGCCCUGCUGGACAAGAACGGUUCGGAGGGCAGCGGAGCCGGAGUGGGCAGCGGAAGUACCUCCUUGGGUGAAGAAGAGGAGGAUGAGGACGAGGAUGAGCAACCGAGAAAGCCUAUCCAGAGGAGAUCGCUGCUUUCUGCUCCAAAUCCAUUUCGCACUGUGGAGUUGCUAGAGCAGAGUGGCUACACCAGGCCGCAGGCCUGCGGAAUGCUCUUCCUGCUUUACAUCAUGGUUUUUGUUCUCGAAGUCCUGUUGGUGUAUGUGGGCUGGAGGGUUCUUGGUUUGGGAGGCGAGUCUGCCGAAUACGGCAGCAGUGAGGACCUUAUGGAAGAGCUUUAG